This is a messenger RNA of Exaiptasia diaphana, 1145 nucleotides long. RefSeq names its product kelch-like protein 7. Gene Ontology annotation, molecular function: protein binding. The transcript has 3 exons. NCBI's taxonomy places the organism in Eukaryota, Metazoa, Cnidaria, Anthozoa, Actiniaria, Aiptasiidae. The coding region runs from base 164 to 1009 and encodes 281 amino acids. The record is from RefSeq and is a predicted model, not a curated record.
CUGUUUUGCGAUAAAUGUCACGCAAUUGUUUUGGGCUACCUGUUUUGCGUUACUUUGUACAGCGCGAGGGAAGCGUCCGCACGCUCUCUGCACUCUGUCGGGGCCGUGGGCAGUUGACGAAGAAGUGGAUCUGCUGAAGACUUUGAUACUAGUUUAAGAAAAAAUGAAUGAAGAAAAGGACAGUAGUGGACCACAUAGGAGAUUUGCAUCACCCUGGCACCUUAGCGAUGUAGUGCUUGAUGUCCAGGGACGUAAAUUCUAUGUCCAUCGAUGCAUAUUAUCAAUGAAUUCCGUCUUUUUUGAGACAAUGUUCACAUCAGACUUCAAAGAGAAAUCUGGUGCAGAGAUCUGCUUACCUGGAAAAAGUGCCAAAGAAAUUGGAGUUCUACUUAACAUGGUAUAUUCUGAGAACAAAGAGUUGAUGGUGACUUAUGACAACAUUGAGUUUCUUCUGAAACUCGCCGAUGAGUACCAAAUGGAUAAAAUCAAGAAAAUUUGUAUUGAUUUCAUGGCAUCCAACAUCAAUGAAUAUCCCGACAACUGUCUUUACUUUUGCCAAAUAGCUGAUCAAUGCUGUCUUACAGAAGAUGAAUUUAUCAAGAAGUGCUUAGAAAAAGCUAAGUGGCUUCCACUACCAAUCAUCGAGAACAGCAAACAUUUUGCACAACUGAGUUCAAAACUGACUAUUCAGCUCUUGCUUGAGAAAAUCAAAGUUUUGGAGAAAAAUAGUGAAGUUUUGCAGGAACACUACUCAACUUGUUCUGAUCUUGUUGGGGUUCUUUAUCAGUCUGCUUCGAAGUGCUCAGAAAAGUUCAAGCAAUUCCGAUGCAAAUCAAGUCAUCAUUCCARUGAGCCAGUGUCCUCGUUUGUACUUGAUUGUAAAGAAUGUCUGUCAAAACUAGAGAAAUCCUGGCCWACUAGUAAACCAUAUAAAGCAAUYGAAACAUCAAUUAAGAGGUUGCGUUACCUGGAAACUUACUUCAAACUUGCUGCUGAUCCAAGGCUUUGACUUGAUUGUGAAAUCCUUUAAAAACAUGAUAUAAUGAUUAUUGUUAAUUUUCUAAUGAUGUUAAUCAGCUUUCCCAUCACCACAGGCAGUAAUCCCAAUCAAACAAAUGGGAUGGUAUAAACUUAAUUUUGAGGCA